This is a messenger RNA of Coregonus sp. 'balchen', 7208 nucleotides long. The record is from the annotation of a GenBank genome assembly. Lineage: Eukaryota; Metazoa; Chordata; Actinopteri; Salmoniformes; Salmonidae.
AUGAAGGGGGCAAGGAGGGGAGGAGAGGUGGGAGAGAAGGAGGAUGGUGAGAGAAGAAGAAAGAGAGGAGGUAGAGAUAUACAAAGGACACAGGGAGGGAGAGCGAGAAAGAGGGAGAGAUGAGAAUAUAUAGAGGCAGAAAAAGUAGGGGGUGUAAAAAAUGAGUGGCCAUCAGUAAAUCCCAGAGGGGAAGGCUUUGCCCUCUCUGUGCAGGAAUCCAUCUCCUACUGGCUGUGUUUGGCCAUGAUCCUUUCAGCUCCACCACAAUGCCUCUCUCUCUGUGUGUGUGUGUGUGUGUGUGUGUGUGUGUGUGUGUGUGUGUGUGUGUGUGUGUGUGUGUGUGCAACGGGCUUGUUUCUCUCUCUCUUUUUCGCUGCAUCUCUCCCUUGGCCCCUCCAUGUCUUUCCUGGGCCAGUAGGAGUGUGGCGCUUAUGAGCAGUCUGUGUCAUAGAGGAGAGGCCAGAGAGGAUUGUGGGGCUUACAGAGGGAGUGUGUGGCUUUAUUUCUGUUGUUACAGCUCUGUCUCAGACACACUCCUUGUACAGCACAGAGGAGAGGAGACUCUAUUUCAACAUUAAAGGAACACAUUUCUAUUAUUAUAGAUAUUGAUCAUCACAAAUACAUCAGGAGAGAAUAAUAAGAACUAAGAGGAGGAACGGAGAGGAGAACAUAAGAGGAGAGGCGGGGAGAGGAGAGGAGGAGUGCAGAGUUUUGGGAAGUAUAAUGGGUCGGUGUCAGGUGCAGCCCAGACACUUAAUGGAUGACUGAUCAAUGGGCUUCUAUAAUUAAUACCACAGACCAGGAUGAAAUAUUGAUUAAGGCCUUGCCAUCUUUCUUUCUUCCGCUCUCUAUUCUCACUUUCUCUCUCUCUCUCCUUCCCUCUCUCUGUUUCUCUCUCUCUUUCAACUUCAGAUUAAACCCCCUCUCUGCCCCUCAGACAGUCCCACUCCAGCAAAACGGCUUCCCUGAAAUCUACAAAAGAAUAAGAAAUGAUGCCGUGCCGUUGUCGAGCACACAUUGUUGGACGCACUGACUUGAAACAAUGCUAUUAGGAGAUGAAAAUUGCAACCAAGUCGUUACCGGCGAGAUCUAUCGCUGCACUGUACAACACUCAUUCUCAACAACACCAUGUAGCCUGUAUCUAUCCCCAUCUGGCUUCCCAUCCGUUAACAAAGACAGCUUUCUAAAGGAAGAUGCAUUCGACAUGAUGUUUUCAUAUUUGAUAUUGCACACACUUUUCUUGACAGAAGGUUGCAUAUAGUGCCUUGACAGUUUAUGACGUAGACUGAUCGAAACGUUGUCAUUUUCAAUCAUUGCAAAGGCAUACAGUGUCCGGGAGUCACUGCUCCCUUCUACACAUGUAAUAUCACCUGAACGUUGCUGGCCUGGGCGUGAUUGAAAAGUUCCAUUAACGUUCCUGGGCCAAGAGAGAGCAAGUCUGAAGGCUGCUCUUUAGGGCCAACCUACUGUACAUUGUUCUCCCUCAGAUGUUUAUUGUAUUGUACAGCGUCAGACUGGGCCAGGACUCUGAAGGGGCCAGAUUGAUUAGUUUGAUUUCCCAACCUCCUAGCAGACUGCCUCUGUCUCUGCCUGCCCACCUUGCUUUCACCCAGACUCCAUUACCCAUCGAUUUUUCUUCCCUCACAAACACAAACGCAAAGGCAAGGUCAGAGAGUAUCCUUUCAACUCCUCAGCCUUUUCCUCCCUCACUCACUCACUCACUCACUCACUCACUCACUCACUCACUCACUCACUCACUCACUCACUCACUCACUCACUCACUCACUAUCUCUCUCUCUUUGUUCUCUCUCUCGCUCUCUAUCUCUCUAUUUUAUUUUAUUCCCCUCCACUCCCUGUCACUCCUCACUCUUGUUCAUGCAUGCUCGUCACGACCUGGUCUACCUGUGCUCAGAGACUUAUUUUCUUAUGGAGCGAGGGAGAGAAGGAAGGAAGGAGGGGGUGAGGGGGGAUAUGCGGAGGGGGAAGGAAAAUAAGGAGGUAAAGUAUUGGCUGGGGAAGGAGAGGAGAAGGGAGGAGGGAUGCUGUUAGGAAAAGUAUUUAAUUAAAGCUAAAACUAUCAGGCGCUUCGCUGCUUAGAUGCUUGGAAGUUUUAUGGCAAUUAAGAAUGUUCUCUAGUAUAAGGUUUAGGAAGGAUUUGAAAGGAAAAGCACUCACCCAUGAAGUCUGUGUGUGGGUGCGUGUGUGUGUGUGUGCCUUUGCGCCAGGGGCGUCAAUUGGCAGGUAAAGAUGGCUGUAGUAGAUGGCUUGGGCUAGGUACUGUAACUGCUGUUUGACUUGACAUGAAACUAAACUAGAGUUUUAAUCCCGGUGCUUAGCUAGUGCAUAGCAGUGUUAUUACCACAGGUGGACUCCAAUCAAGUUGUAUUAACAUCUCAAGGAUGAUCAAUGGAAACAGGAUGCACCUGAGCUCAAUUUCGAGUCUCAUAGCAAAGGGUCUGAAUACUUAUGUAAUGUGGAAAAAGUCUAGGGGUCUGAAUACUUUCCGAAUUCACUUUAAAUGAAGCUACAGCAACAAGGUAAUAAUGUCUGGAGUCAAUUUAGCUUGUUUUUUGCUUUUUGCAUUUGAUAGUUUUUAAAUUGUGUAGAAAUGCUGUAAAUAAGCUUCAAUUUUAUUUUCCUGCUGGUAUUAGCCUUACCUGACUGCAGGCGCAUUUGUUUUAAUUUGUGCUGCUAAACUGAACACCCCCACUGACUUUGAAAGCCAAUCAACACAAAAAAAUUAAACUGGAAGGGGAAAAACUUGGCCCAGAAUUAGAGAAGUUCAACUAAGAGGGAGCGCAUGGUGGGAGAGUGGCGAGAGGGAGCGAGUGGGAGAGGUUGAAGGACAAUGCUCUGGAAAGGAAACAAGGAAGUACUUACAUUUAGAGAGGUGGAGAGUAAGUGAUUCCAGGCAACAAAACAAAGAGAACACCUUCACGGAGGAAUAAACAAGGGACAUUUAAUAACAGGGUCUGAGUUUUUAUUUUGUGAAGUCUCUCCCCUCUCCGCUCCCCCUCUUUUACCCAAAACUAUGUAGCUUCUCUAAUUAACUUUGAUUGCUUUUUAUGUCCUGAGAGCUGAGCUCUGCUCUGCCUGUGAAGGACGAGGUGACCCCAAACAGAUGUGAAUGCAGCUAUAAGCACAUUAACUUCCCCCCUCCACACCCUUCCACUCACCCCCCCCCCCCAAUCCAGUUUCUGUGCGACCGCCUUGAAAUUACCAUUAAUGCGACUUUUUCAACUAAUUCUGACAAUGUAAGCUUGGAUCGGACAGUGGCUGUGGGAGAAGGAGGAAAGGUAGCAAUGACAGGGCGCAUCUCCCGGACCAGGGGUGCAUCUCAGCAGUCUUAAAUGGCUUCCUUUCCUCGUCUCCUGUCCUUCGUAUGAGUAGAUGAUGAAGGAAAGGAGCAGACAAGGAGUAGUGGAUUGAGACUUGAGAUCCAUGUAGCCACCUCGUACCCACAAACCAUUCUCAUCUUGAAUUCUCACUUUCUUAGGAGGCCAAAAUAAAUGUAAGGAAGACAUGAUACGUGAGAAACAGACGGCAACAUGUUUAGAUUGUUUUCUACAGAAAAGUGAGGGCGAGUGAAUGAAAAUGUAUUUUUUCUCCCCAGAGUUUAAUGAAUGUGAUAUACCAUCCAUGCAGAAUGGGCUUUAAGCACUCAGGGCCUCCACUGUGGCUGUAAACAAUGGCGGUACACACACAAACAUGCACACAAACACAUGCACACACACACACACGCAGACUAGAUGCUCCAGUUUUGAGGAAUUGCAUUUCAGCAAGGAGAGGAGAGAGUAUGCGGGUGCUCUGCGUACCCCUCCUUCUUCCACACAUAAUCGCUGCAGCUUGAAAGAGCUCAUAAAUCAGCCUACCACAAUGGAUUGUUGGGGGAGAAAUAUGUGCCCCUGGCAUUUUACAUGGUGCGGUGCCAAGCCAUGGACAAUAAUAAUUAUCCUUGUUAUUCAAAGUGGAGAAAACACAUGGGAGAUGUUUGGGUGUUGGCUGGCUCAGAGAUAUGCUGUGUACCCACUCACUACACCCCUUUCCUGUGUCAGUGUUUCAGAGGGUUGAGGCCUUGCUUUGUAAUGCUGGGUUUUACUAGAGCCGCCUGUUAUGUAUGCAGUGUCUGAGCCCACAUAUGGGUGGCUAACUGGUUACUGGUGGUUGCUAAACUGACUGCUUAGUUGACUAUGCUACCUACUUGCUCUCGUAUGAGUUGAAUUACUUAGACAGAAAGUUAGAUCUCUUCCUAUAGCGUCUGAGUUACUAAUCUUUUGUGUUGCAUACAUUUUCCAGAGGGAAUUAAACUUUAAAUGUGGGAUAAAUGGUAAAGCACAGAUUAAGAAGUAUAAGUUCUGAAGGAUAAGUGUUUAGAAAAAUGUUUCAUGUUUUCAGCUCUCUCUCUCUCUCUCUCUUACUAAAUAGAAACCCGACGAGCGGACUAUUCUGCGUUGUUAGUUGCACAUCAACUGCCACCCUACCGCCGGGUGGCCUUAUUACUCAACACAAUACAACACACUUGUGAGGUUUAAAGUUCCCUUUUCACUCCUCAUAUCUAGCUUUAACCCAGCUUUGGUCGAACGAGCAUCAUCUGUCUCUCUCUCUCUCUCUCUCUCUCUCUCUCUCUCUCUCUCUCUCUCUCUCUCUCUCUCUCUCUCUCUGUCUCUCUCUCGCUCUCUCUGUCUCUCUCUCUCUCUCGCGCUCUCUCUCUCUCUCGCUCUCUCUCUCUCUCUCUGUCUCUCUCUCUCUCUCUCUCUGUCUCUCUGUCUCUCUCUCUCUCUGUCUCUCUGUCUCUCUCUCUCUGUCUCUCUCUCUCUGUCUCUCUCUCGCUCUGACUGUCUCUCUCUCUGUCUUUCUCUCUGUCUCCCUCCCCCCCUGAUAGUCUAUUUCUAAUCUAGAUAAUGCUCUCAGAGGUGCUUUGAUUUGCACUGCAAGCGUGUCCCACUCAUCUUGCCGUAGCAGGUUUGGGUCACACUAUGGGACGGACUCCAUGGGUCUCUGCAAAUCCAAUGCACUUCUCAAAAUGCCUAUCCAGGCCCUGGAAACUAAUUAUCUGCUCUGGACUGAAAAUCAGUAUCAGUAACCUAGGUCUUUCUGGUUUGACUUCUCUCCACACGUCUCCCUGUCUGUCUUCUGCCUGAUGUAGCUACUUUCUCCACAGUGUUUUCCUCCUCCAGAGAGGGGAGAUCAAUGUCUCUAAAGCAGGCAGAUGAAGUUAGGUGCUGCUGGGGUUAAACAGGGCUGGGUGAUAGGGGUGGAGGCUCGUCAAUCUCCUGGCUAUCCACUGAGAUCUGUGCUCUGGCCCUCCCUCCGUCUACCCUCUGUUAGACUGAUCGAUGGUGGAUCUUUACUAACGCUCCCCUCCACUAUUUGUUCUCUCUUUGUCUCAGUCUGCUUUCUGUCUGCUCUCCUUCCUAACUGUUUUCUAUUCUGUUUCCAACCAGUAGCUCUUAAGCUGAGGGGAUAGGUCUAUAGAUAAAGUGCAAAGAAGUACUGCAGGACAAGUAGAACUGAUAAAUUCACUGACCUUUAGUAUAACAGAACUACAUUUGUAACAUUUUAUUAGAACUGCACCAUUGCCAGAAUAACAAUAAGAAGGAUCCCUUAAGGCCAUGAAUGAAACGCUAGCAGCAUCCUAUAAUAUACACUGGUUGUCUGGUAGGGCCCACAUAACACAUCCCUCUAUCCCUACCAUGCUCCUCCUGCCUCUCACUCCUUCUCCCCCCUCUCCCUGUCCUGUUCUUCAUCUCUCUCUCUUCUUCCUUCCCUCCCUUUCUCUCCCUCUCCUCUCCAUCUCUCUCCCUCUGUCCUUCCCUUCUUCUCAUUCUUUCUUCUUUCUCUAUCUCUUUCUCUCUCUUAUUCCCACAGCUCAACUCUAUUAUGAGACACUUAAAACUGCAGCAUCAUUCAUCCAUAUACAUUUCUGCCAUCAUCCUAAUAACAGACCCUUCUCCCCCUCCUCUACGUCGCGCUCUACCCCUCUCCUCUCCUCCCCACAGCCAAGAUAAAGUCCAAGUGUGCUCCGACGUUCUUCGCCUGUGCCAACGGGAUCCACUGUAUCAUCGGGCGGUUCCGUUGCAAUGGCUUCAGUGACUGUCCUGACGGGAGCGACGAGAAGGAUUGCAGUGAGUAUCCCACAGCAACCACCUCCCAUCCCAUAAUAACCCUGGCAACCACACCCCAUCAUGACCUUAAUGUACAGUAUGUCAUGGAAACCACUCUCUAUUUAGCCACAUACUGUAUUUAAACUCUGGUUGGUCUUCUGGACCUACUGUAUGAUCAGUGCAACUUGUCCUCUUGUUAGCAGACACCUUAGCACUCUACAGGGAUAGGGGAUAAUUUGGGAGGCAGCUUUAGCUGUAGUAUAGAGUAGUGGUGGAUUUGGGAGUGGGCUCACGUGGCUCCCUCCCUCUGUUCCUGUUUCUCUCCAUCUCAGCAGAGCAGCUUCUAACGAGCCAAUCACUCUCCAUCGUCAGAGACACUGUGCCUAGCCUGCAGGCCCCCACGCUGACGCACAUCUAAUCUAGCCAUUUAAAUGGAACUGCGCUCCCUCCGUGUGCUCUGUGCUGUGAACGCCGCGCUCUGAGAACCGACCGCUACGUCUCUACUGCCUAAUUGUCUGGAUCUUCUUACAAGAUAAUUCCGCCUCAUUCUGCCCAGGCUUGGAACAAAGGCCAAGCAGCACAAGCGUGCAAAGAGGAAUCAGAAGUGUUCUGAGGUCUCUCAUGCUAGUUGGAUUUUUGUAUCUAAUCAAAAACCCAGAUUUAAUGGUUUUACUGUAUCUCUCGAUGCGGUGUGAUGCAUACAUUUUUUUCAUUACUUCCCUCUUGAUAUUUCUCUGAUAAAUUGUUAAAUUGGACCGUGUUAAAGGUUUUAGAUUGAUGUUUGAGGUUUCUAUCGUUUUUUUUGGUUUCUUCCACUUCAGUUUAAGGAGCUGGUGGUUAUAAAAACGAAACAAAAGAAUGCCUACAGUUUGUUUAUCACAUACCUAACCCCUGACCUCUAACCCCUGACAUCCAACUCCUGAGCUGUGUUGUGGUCCUCUCACAGCAGGUAACCCGCUGGUGUGUCUGGAGGCCCGCUUCAAGUGUCGUAACGGGCACUGUGUGGACCGCAGUUUCCUGUGUAACGGACAGGACAACUGUCAGGACAACAGUGACGAGGAACACUGUCUCACCACCGCAGGUAAGGAGCUACACACUACAUAG